Fusarium coffeatum is the source of this 1359-nucleotide messenger RNA. RefSeq lists its product as uncharacterized. Gene Ontology annotation, biological process: intracellular calcium ion homeostasis; calcium ion transmembrane transport. The record is from RefSeq and is a predicted model, not a curated record. The coding region runs from base 1 to 1359 and encodes 452 amino acids. The transcript is spliced from 4 exons. Lineage: Eukaryota; Fungi; Ascomycota; Sordariomycetes; Hypocreales; Nectriaceae. Gene Ontology annotation, cellular component: fungal-type vacuole membrane. Gene Ontology annotation, molecular function: calcium:proton antiporter activity.
AUGCGUCAAGUCUCGUCUGACGGCCGCACACUUCCCGUCCCAAACACGUACAACGAAAAGAGAGGCGACAGAGGUCGAAACGGACACGGAAACGGCAAAAUGUCUCGAUAUAUCAAACCUGCAGGAGAGAGUGGCCGCAGUGGAUUCCACCCUAUUCACUUUUCCAAGAUCUCGUUCAGAUCUACGAGUCGAGCCAGUCUGCUAUGCAACUUUCUAUGGCCCUUCGUUCCUGCUGCCAUUGCCGUUCGCUAUGCUAUGCCCGAUAACCAUGUCACCAUCUUUGCGUUGGCCUAUAUUGCCAUGAUCCCAUGUGCCAACCUCAUUGGUUUCGCCGGUCAAGAGCUUUCGCGGAAGCUGCCUCAUGUUUGGGGCGUUCUCAUCGAGAUCACGAUUGGCUCUAUUGUCGAAAUCAUCCUCUUUAUGGUACUCCUCUCCAAAAACAUGUUUUACGUUAUCAAGGCUGCUAUUCUCGGUUCGAUUCUUGCUACCAUGCUCCUAUGCUUGGGCUGUUGCUUCUUUGUCGGUGGCAUGCUGGAAGACGAACAGGUUUUCAGUGAGGCUAUCAGUGAGGCUGGAAGCGGCUUGCUGUUGACUGCUGGCGUUGUUCUAGCUCUUCCUACUGUUUUCGAGUAUGGUGUAGGAAACGGCGAUACACUCAACAACCAGAGCCUCGACCACAAGACCCUUCAGAUUUCGCGAAUCGUCUCGAUUCUUCUCGUAAUCGCCUACUUGGUCUACGUCUUUUUCCAAGCCCGAACUCACCAUGGUAUUUACGACGCUGUAUUUGAACAAGAUGAGCACAACGAUCGUGACAAGCACAAGGAUAUGGCCAAGGCCAAGUUAACCUUGACCGAAUGCAUAAUUGCUUUGGUAAUCUCUGUCGGUCUUGUUGCUUGGACUGCAGUUAUCCUUGUCAUGCAAAUUGAGUAUGUCAUUGAACGAGGACAUGUCAGCGACGCGUUCAUGGGCCUCAUCCUUGUUCCUUUGGUCGAAAAGCUUGCUGAGCAUCUGACUGCUAUCGAUGAGGCUUGGGACAAUCAAAUUAACUUGGCCAUGUCCCACGUCCUCGGUGCUACGCUUCAAACCGCCCUCUUCAACGCCCCGCUUACUGUCAUCGUUAGUUGGGGCCUCCACAAGAGUCUUGAUCUCAACUUUGCCCCCUUCGACCUUGUUAUGCUUAUUCUCGCCAUCCUUACUGUUGGACGAUUUCUCCAAGACCAAAAGAGCAACUACCUUGAAGGGUUUCUACUCAUCAUUCUUUAUGUUGCUAUCGCUGUUGCCGCAUGGUACUACCCUGACCCUGCUAACCAUGGAGCCGGCGGGGAAAGUAGUGAAGGCAGCUCUGGGGGCGGACAUUGA